AUGAUCAAACCGAUAGAUUUGUGUAGUCAGAUCUGGGCUGAGCCGUUCAACUCGAAAGAGUUUAGUGAGUGGGUGGUACAAGGUACAACCCCAGGUUAUGAUGCGAGCUUGAAACUGUAUAAAGAUCUGAAGAAACUUGGUUUCGCUAUCAUUCUGCUAACGGGCCGAGACGAGGCCCAGAGGAGUAUCACCGAGAAAAUUCUCAAGGACGCCGGUUAUUCCGGUUGGGUUCAGCUCCUUUUGAGGGGUCAAGAAGAUCAAGGGAAAGCAGCUACACAGUACAAAUCAGAGCAGCGAUCAAGAAUGGUUAAGAAAGGCUUCAAACUCCAUGGAAAUACUGGCGAUCAAUGGAGUGACCUGCAAGGUUUUGCCGUGGCUGAUCGUUCUUUCAAAGUUCCAAAUCCAUUAUACUAUAUUGCUUGA
Molecule: messenger RNA, 423 nt
Organism: Brassica napus (rape)
Lineage: Eukaryota; Viridiplantae; Streptophyta; Magnoliopsida; Brassicales; Brassicaceae
Product: acid phosphatase 1-like
Exons: 3
Coding region: 1-423 (140 amino acids)
Source: RefSeq, a predicted model, not a curated record